This is a messenger RNA of Oryza brachyantha (malo sina), 1620 nucleotides long. Its product is annotated as laccase-2-like. Gene Ontology annotation, cellular component: apoplast. NCBI's taxonomy places the organism in Eukaryota, Viridiplantae, Streptophyta, Magnoliopsida, Poales, Poaceae. Gene Ontology annotation, molecular function: copper ion binding; hydroquinone:oxygen oxidoreductase activity. Gene Ontology annotation, biological process: lignin catabolic process. The record is from RefSeq and is a predicted model, not a curated record.
AUGGCCUCUUCUCCUCGCGGCCGCCUCCCUCUGGUGGUUUCGACUCUUCUACUUGCCCUCUUCACCGUGACUGCGCGCGCCGAUGUUAAGAGAUACCAAUUCGAUAUUGUGAUGAGCAACGUGAGCAGAUUGUGCCACGAGAAGGCCAUGGUCACGGUGAACGGCUACCCGGGGCCGACCAUCUACGCGCGCGAAGGGGACCGGAUCGUCGUGAACGUGGCCAACCGCAUGACGAGGCACAACGUGACGAUCCACUGGCACGGGCUGAAGCAGCGGCGGAACGGGUGGGCGGACGGGCCGGUAAGCAUGCCACAGUGCCCGAUCGGCAGCGGCGGGAGCUACGUCUACGACUUCAACGUGACGGGCCAGCGGCACGCCCACAUCGCGUGGAUGCGCGCCACCGUGCACAGCGCCGUCGUCGUCCUCCCGGGGGCCGGCGUCCCCUACCCGUUCCCCGAGCCCGACGACGAGGCCGAGAUCAUCCUCGGCGAGUGGUGGCACGCCGACGUGGAGACCGUGGAGAGGCAGGGCAGCAUGCUCGGCAUGGCGCCCAACAUGUCGGACGCGCACACCAUCAACGGCAAGCCCGGCCCGCUCUUCCCGUGCUACCAGAAACAUACCUACGCGCUGCAGGUGCGGAGUGGCAAGACGUACCUGAUCCGGAUCAUCAACGCUGCGGUAAUUGACGAGCUCUUCUUCUCGAUCGCCGGCCACGCCAUGACGGUGGUCGAGAUUGACGUGACCUACAACAAGCCGUUCGUGACAUCCACCGUGCAGCUCUCCCCGGGGCAGAACAUGAACGUGCUCGUCCGGGCCGACCAGAGUCCUGGCCGGUACUUCAUGGUCGCCAAGCCCUUUAACAAUAUGCCCAUCCCCGCCGACAACAAGACGGCCACCGCGAUCCUCCAGUACGCCGGCGUCCAGACCUCCGUCGUCCCGAUAUUGCCCCAGCUGAUGCCGGCCACGAACAGCACCGGCUUCGUGGCCGCGUUCCACGACAAGCGGCGGAGCCUCAGCUCCCCGCGGUACCCGGCGGACGUGCCGCUCGCUGUCGACCGGCACCUGCUCUACACCAUCGGGCUCAACAUCGACCCGUGCGACACGUGCCUGAACCAGUCGCGCCUCGCGGCGUCGCUGAACAACAUCACCUUCGUGAUGCCGGACUUCCCGGACCGCCCGCCGGCGCGGUUCAACUACACGGGCGUGCCGCUCACCGCCGGCCUCGGCACGUCGCUCGGCACGAGGCUGAGCAAGAUCGCGUACAACGCCACCGUGGAGCUGGUGCUGCAGGACACCAACCUCCUGUCCGUCGAGUCGCACCCGUUCCACCUCCACGGGUACAACUUCUUUGUCGUCGGGAGAGGCGUCCGCAACUUCGACCCGGCCAAGGACCCGGCCAAGUACAACCUCGUCGACCCGCCGGAGAGGAACACCGUCGGCGUGCCCGCCGGUGGCUGGGCCGCGAUCAGGUUCAGAGCGAACAACCCAGGUGUUUGGUUCUUGCAUUGUCAUCUUGAGGUGCACACGAGCUGGGACUUAAAAACGGCGUUUUUAUUGGAGGAUGGGAGCGGUCCCGAUGAGUCGGUUUUGCCACCGCCUAAGGAUUUGCCCAAGUGCUGA